AUGGAAGGCUUUCAAAACUAUAUAGCAAGCAUUAACAUUGCAAUAGAGUCAAUAGAGCAACUGCAAGGAGAUAUUACGGAUUUGAUUUGGAACUCAAAGGGAAAUUUCAUGAAAAGGAUUUUACCUAUCGACAGAUUCCAAACCCAAAUAGCAACAAUUACGGCAAAUUUAAAUGAUGACUUAAAAUUGCCAGAUACCGACCCGUUUGAGCUAUCAAAAAUAUCACGGGUCACAGCCACUAUAAACCAAGGCUUCUGUUUAGUGCGAAUUCAAAUACCACUUAUACAAAGCCAACAGCUACAGUUAUUUGCAUUGACCAGUUAUCCGAUUCUGCACGACGGCUACUUCGUGAGCUUUAAACUCGCAUAUGAAUAUCUGGUAGUAAAUAAGGAGAAAUCAAUGUAUAGUAGCCUGAAAGAAACUAAAUAUUCGUAUUGCCAGAAAAUGAGAAGAAUCACGCUGUGUCCCCAAAUUGGACCACUCUACAAUGUAAGAAAGGACCAGUCGUGCGAACUAGAGCUAUUCUUUAAUUCGAAGCAAUUACCAUUAUCAUGUGUGGUGAAUAUAAUGCCUCUGCAAGAAGUUUGGUUGCAGCUUAAAUCCUCAAAUAGCUGGCUGUACUCCGUCCCUGAAGACACAAAGGCAGAAGUCAGUUGCGGCAGCUCUUAUACGGCACAUACUUUAGUUGAGCAAGGCAUUGUAAAACUGCAACCUGGCUGCCACUUAACAACCGCGAUAGUAAGCGUUUUGGCACACAAGGCACCAACCACUGUUAUUCAGUACAAUAUGCCCCCAAUUAAUAUGAGCAGGAGUUUCCGCUCAUGA
Messenger RNA from Rhagoletis pomonella (apple maggot), 825 nucleotides. RefSeq lists its product as uncharacterized. The coding region runs from base 1 to 825 and encodes 274 amino acids. The record is from RefSeq and is a predicted model, not a curated record. NCBI's taxonomy places the organism in Eukaryota, Metazoa, Arthropoda, Insecta, Diptera, Tephritidae. The transcript has a single exon.